This is a messenger RNA of Plasmodium gonderi, 1782 nucleotides long. RefSeq lists its product as hypothetical. The record is from RefSeq and is a predicted model, not a curated record. Bases 1 to 1782 code for a protein of 593 amino acids. NCBI's taxonomy places the organism in Eukaryota, Apicomplexa, Aconoidasida, Haemosporida, Plasmodiidae. Gene Ontology annotation, cellular component: cortical endoplasmic reticulum; Golgi apparatus. Gene Ontology annotation, biological process: sphingolipid metabolic process; sterol metabolic process; regulation of plasma membrane sterol distribution. The transcript has a single exon.
AUGAUAUGCAUAAAAUGUGGAAGGUGUAACUCCAGCUUGUAUACUGUGUAUAACAAGACGAACAUAAAGCUGAACGAUUGUAACCGAUGUAAUAAAAUAUGUGAUGAAUAUAUGGAGAAAAAUACUUUCUUAAUUUUUAUGAACAUUUUAUUCUUAAAGCCUGAAAUUUAUAGACAUAUAAUAUUUAAUAGACUUCAAUAUCAUGAGAAAUUUAUUCACGCUUUUUUCUUAAAGAUGAUAAUAUUAUUUUUGAUAAUAAAUGCUUAUUUACACCCAAAUUUUGAAAGUGAAUAUAAUGAAAAAAGUACCUUAUCAGAUAUAUUUUUAAUGAAUAGCAAUUUUGAAACAAGCACAGAAAAUAAUUCGAUAAUGCGUUACAACUGCUCUUCCUACACAUUGUUUAUGUAUAAAUAUGAUGAUAAACAUAAAUUAUAUGGACUAUAUAACAUAUUUAGCAAUUCCCAUAUCCCCAAUUUAGUUAAUAUACAUAAAGACAAACUAUUGACGUGCAUAUUUCAUAACAGAUACAGGGAUCACAAUGUUUGCAUUUUGAACAGAAAAUAUAAUCAUACAGAGGAUUACGACAAGCAAUUAAUUGAUAUAUUUCUGCACAACAACACAAAAUAUGCGAAUAGUCCUAAUGAGAUGGAAAAGUGGAAACUGAACAAACAGAUCUAUGGGGAAAAGGGGGAAAUGGACAAAAAGCAGAAAAACAAAUUGGAAAAUAUACAGACUGACAAAUGGAAUAAUUUAAAUGAAAAGGAAAACAUUUGGGAAAAUUUACAAACGAUUGGGAGUGGAAAAAAUAGAGUAGUCGAGUUUGUAAGGAAGAUAGUGAAAUAUGAAUCGAUUUUUAAAUUAAAAAAGAAUAAUCAAUUGUUAAAAAAUGAUAUUAUUACCCUUAAAAAUUCUGAAGAAUAUAAUAAUCUAUUUCAAAUUAUAAAUGUUCUUGUGUAUUACAACAUUGAUGAUUAUAAAAUAGUUCUAGAGGCGAGAGAAAAAGAAACACAUAAUUUUCAAUAUGUUAUGAAGUUUUUACGUAAUAUAUUUUUUUAUAAAAUGGAGAAAAAAAAAAAAAAUUAUUUUAAAAGUAAUUCACACGUAUUUAUAAAGAAAAAAAAUUCCAUUGAUUAUUGCCCAGACACAAGUAAAGAAUUUAUCUUUUCAAACAAAUGUUAUACCUGUGAUUAUAGAAAUUGUUUUUACCCAAUUGAUGAGCUUGAUGGGAUAUGUAAAAAUUUGUUCAAAAAGAUAAAUUUUACAUUUUACAAGAAUGUGGAGGAUAUUACAAAAAAGCAAAAUAAAAAGCAAGACAAGUUUAAAAUUAAACAAAUUAGCAUGUAUUCAAAACUUUUGUUUUCAGAUUUAGACAAUGAAAAAUAUAUUUUAAAAAUAUGUAAUUCGUCUUUUUCAUUUAAAAAAUUAAUAUCUGUAACUAUUAAUUAUAUUUUAUAUUUUCUCUUUUUAUGUGUUUUUACCUAUAUACUGAAGAUAUAUCAACAAAGAAAAUAUAAAAUCCAUAUAACUAUGGUAAAGUAUAAUUAUCUUUUUAUGCUUUUUGUAUUGAGCAAUUAUCCCUUACUCAUAUAUUUCAUCCUCAAUGUAUUUAAUUAUAAUUACAUUAAUAUAUACCUAAAUGUGUAUACAAUUAUUUGUAACAUUAUAGCAUAUCACAUAUUUAUAUCUAAUGACAACAAUUACCUUUGUUAUUCCAUAUUUUCUGUGUUUACAAGUUAUAUUUUGAAAAAUAUUCUGAUGAUUAAAAUAAAGGAAUAUAUUUAG